This is a messenger RNA of Lolium rigidum, 630 nucleotides long. Its product is annotated as transcription factor TCP7-like. Gene Ontology annotation, cellular component: nucleus. Gene Ontology annotation, molecular function: sequence-specific DNA binding; DNA-binding transcription factor activity. NCBI's taxonomy places the organism in Eukaryota, Viridiplantae, Streptophyta, Magnoliopsida, Poales, Poaceae. The transcript has a single exon. The coding region runs from base 1 to 630 and encodes 209 amino acids. The record is from RefSeq and is a predicted model, not a curated record.
AUGGCCUCCUCCGCCUCCCGCGACGCCGCCACCUUCCAGCUCUACCGGCCCAUGGCAAUGCCGACGCCCAUGCCCCAGACGAUGGCAAUGCCCUUCUCGUCGGAGCCCGCGGACACCGUGGUGCCCGCGGUGCCGGCGCCGAGGAAGGCGGGCGCGGCCAAGGGCGCCAAGGACCGGCACAGCAAGGUGAACGGGCGCGGGCGGCGCGUGCGGAUGCCGAUCGUGUGCGCGGCGCGCGUGUUCCAGCUCACCCGCGAGCUGGGGCUCAAGUCGGACGGCCAGACCGUGGAGUGGCUGCUCCGGCAGGCCGAGCCGUCCAUCCUGGCCGCCACCGGCUCCGGCACCACCCCCGCCGUCUUCUCCUGCUCCUCCGCGCCCUCCACGUCCGCCGUCUCCCUCCUCGGGAUCGGGAGCAAGCGCCCGCGCGAGGACCAUGACCAGCAGGCGCCGUCGUUCUGGGAGGCGCUGCAGGCCCGGCCCGUGCCCGUGCCCUGGGGCAUCUCCCCGUCGCAGGAGGCGCAGGCGUACGCGUCGUCGGUGGUGGUGGCGCAGGGGCACCACCACCACCACCUGAACCUGCUCUCCGCGCUCACCGGCGCCACCAGGCGGCCGGAGGAGGAGUCCCGGUGA